Molecule: messenger RNA, 2314 nt
Organism: Lepus europaeus (European hare)
Lineage: Eukaryota; Metazoa; Chordata; Mammalia; Lagomorpha; Leporidae
Gene: RAN
Product: RAN, member RAS oncogene family
Exons: 7
Coding region: 110-760 (216 amino acids)
Biological process (GO): ribosomal subunit export from nucleus; protein import into nucleus
Cellular component (GO): cytoplasm; nucleus
Molecular function (GO): GTPase activity; GTP binding
Source: RefSeq, a predicted model, not a curated record
CGCCCGCGCGCCGGCGUCGGCUGCGUCUCCGGCAUUUGAAUUGCGCUUCCGCCAUCUUUCCAGCCUCAGUCGGACGGGCGCGGAGACGCUUCUGGAAGAAGACGCCGCGAUGGCCGCGCAGGGAGAGCCCCAAGUGCAGUUCAAACUGGUGCUGGUCGGCGACGGCGGCACCGGGAAGACGACCUUCGUGAAGCGCCACCUGACCGGCGAGUUCGAGAAGAAGUAUGUAGCCACGCUGGGCGUCGAGGUGCACCCGCUCGUGUUCCACACCAACCGGGGCCCCAUCAAGUUCAACGUCUGGGACACGGCCGGCCAGGAGAAGUUCGGCGGCCUGCGGGACGGCUACUACAUCCAAGCCCAGUGUGCCAUCAUAAUGUUCGAUGUGACAUCCAGAGUGACCUACAAGAACGUGCCGAACUGGCAUAGAGACCUGGUGCGCGUGUGUGAAAACAUCCCCAUCGUGCUGUGUGGCAACAAAGUGGACAUCAAGGACAGGAAAGUUAAGGCAAAGUCCAUUGUCUUCCACCGAAAGAAGAAUCUUCAGUACUAUGAUAUUUCGGCCAAAAGUAACUACAACUUUGAAAAGCCCUUCCUCUGGCUUGCCAGAAAGCUCAUCGGAGACCCCAACUUGGAGUUCGUGGCCAUGCCCGCUCUUGCCCCACCAGAGGUGGUCAUGGACCCGGCCUUGGCGGCGCAGUAUGAGCAUGACUUAGAGGUUGCUCAGACGACUGCUCUCCCCGACGAGGACGACGACCUGUGAGUGCGUGAAGCUGGAGCCCGGCGUCAGAAGUCUAGUUUUAUAGGCAACUGUCCUGUGAUGUCAGCGGUGCAGCGUGUGUGCCACUCUUAUUACCUAGCUAAGCAGAACAUGUGCUUCAUCUGUGGGAUGCUGAAGGAGAUGAAUGGGCUUCGGAGUGAAUGUGGCAGUUUAAAAAAAUACCUUCAUUUUUUUGGACCUCUGCAUAUUUAGCUGUUUUGGAACGCAGUUGUUCUCUCUCAAGUUUCAAAUCCAAGACUGCUAACAGUCACAUCACAACAUUCAGUGGUGGACUCUUGUUUGUUACUGUCAUUCCCAUUCCUUUUCGUUUAGAAUCAGAAUAAAGUUGUAUUUCAAAUAUCUCAGCAAGCGAACUCAUCCCUUGUUUAUGAGCAUUUUAAAAUCACUGGAAUUGGAAAACAAUGCCAUGUUAUGAUUAAAUCAGGUUACCUGUUAACUGCCGGUUAAUUGGAAAUCUAUAAUUUCUCCUUAUGUCUACUUUGUAUGUAUUUGAAUCAUGUCACAAAACUAGGCAUGACAGGCAAUGAGUUGAGGUAGAAGUGUUAGUCUGGUUCAUCUUGGCCAGGUGGUGUCCCUGGGGAAGACCUGUCAAACAAGUGAUGGGUGAUUUGUACAUACAAGUAGCUAUUUUAAGCGUUAUAGUUGCUUUUACGACAAAGGAAACCAUGUUUUAAUGUACACCUUCAAAUUUGGACAGUGUGGUUCAUAAUGGCAGCUUGAGAGGGUUCUCUAUUAAAAAAUGAAAAUAAAUUUGUAUUUGAUUUUUGUUUAAAUGUCAGGUGUUUAAAUGUGAAGUUGAUAAUUCUAGGGGGAUGUCCCGAUGCUGCUCACAAGGUUCCCAAGCUUUAAAGAAGUCUUGAAUGGGUGAGGACACUCAGUGUCGGGUGAUGGAGUGGAGGGUGUCUAGAGGCAAGAGGGUGAAGAGAACAGGAACAGUGGCAGUGGGGAGCAGGUUCCAGAAUUGGCUUCUGUUGGACUGAGCCUUUAGUCUGUCUGCGUCAGGUGUCCUCCUCCAUGAGUUGAGGCCUCCUUACUCCAGGAGUUGGUCCUGUAACUGGGGAGUCAAACAAGCGCCGGGCUCCACCCUGGUCCAGUUCCCCAAGCUUUCCUUAGGUGUCCUUAGACAGUUACCUUCUCAGCUUAACGGGUAGAGAGGGUCGUUUAAAUGGGGAAGUGGGACGGGUGAAAGUAAUACCAUACAACUUAGCUUCUGUAUAAACUGGCAUCAAUAGAUUUCAUUUAAAGAUCUGAAUCGCUGUGUAUGCUAUGCUAUAUUCAGAACCAGAGUUCAUCAGCCUGUGUGAGAUGUGAAGUUUUUUCCCCAUAAUUGGGAUGAUCAUUCAGAAAUUUUGAAUUGAAUAUAAGGUAUAUGUGAUGUUUGUAACCUUAUGUAGAAUGCAAGUACCAUAUUGAUAAUUCUGGAUCCUAUUAUGUAACAGUUAAAAUUUGGAAGCUUUGUUUAACAGGUGGGAAAGGAUUUACAGAUCAUUGGAAGAAAUAAUUAUUGCAAAAUAUAUUGCUUCUACUCUGCCUGGA